GGGACCCGUACAUGUUUCAAAGGUUCUUGGACGAUGAACGCCGCCAGCCGCUGCAGUCGUAUUUCCGCGAAAACGUACUGUGGAAGGGGGAUCGUGCUUCCCGCCCGCUCACGGUCGAAGAGCUGGAGCAUCUGCGCGGGUUCCCAGCGGGCUACACGUCCGCCCUCCGGCCCCCCCGUGGAGUGGACAAGCGGUCGUCCAGGCUGCACGCGUUGGCGUAUGCGCCACACGAGCCCACGCUUGUAGCGGUGAUGUGUCUGAUCUUCCACCUAGCCCGUGGUUUCGACGUGCCGCCGUCCGUGGCCCCGCCGGCUUGGACACAGCGCGAAGCCGAGACUUGGGUGGCGGGGGUCUCCGCGGACGCCCCCUGGCAUCCGCAAUGCCGUGCGCCAGGUCUGCCUGGCGAGUAUGCCCUGCGAGUCUUCCACGAUGCGUUGACGUUGUUCCCGCCGGAGUUCUUUACACCUAUCUCCGACGUGGUCGCAGAGGCAAUGUCUCGCGUGAGUGCGCUGGACCUCAGUUCUCUGACGAACUUCGAGGUUUUUCUGGCUCGCAUCGGAGCGCCCCACACUCUGCGGGGCCCCGAUGCGCAGGCAUUGUGGUCAAAGUCCCCGAUGCACGCUUCCGCUGCCAAGCAACACCGGCCCUCCGCUUCCGACCGCGCCUUGCCAGGCCUAGUGGAGCACGGUGUUGGGCCGGACGAGCGCGUGCAUCGGUCCACGCAGUUCCUUUCGCUGCGCCGCCAGAUCUCGAAGCGCAAGCUGCUCCAGCAGCUGGCCGCUGCCCUUCGCCCACUCGACGCCUUUGCGUUGAAGCAGCGGCGCGUGUCUGUGCCGGCCGCGCCAGGUCUCUCCCCGGUCUUUGCUGCCGCACUCAUCUGCCUGAUGGGCUGGCCGGACCGUAGUCUGCCGUGGUGUCUCGUGCGCGGGUUCGAGCUCACGGCGGCGGUGCCGACGUCUGGGGUUUUCCGGCCCUGCGAGACGAGGUCCUCUGGGCAGAACGCACCAGCCCAAGUGGGCGAGACCCUCAGAGGGCCAGCCGCGGUAACGCACGCUCAGAACCUAGAGCGCGGCAUGCGGCCUGGACCGUUGACCCGCGUGAUCUACGAUCUCACCGUCGAGGAGAUCCGCGCUGGCUUGGCGGAGCCUCUCGUAAGCCGCGCCGAACUCGACAGGCGAUUUGGCGUCGGGGGUUACCGGCCCCCGCCUCGCCACGCUAUCUGGCAAGGCCACAAGUGGCGACUGGUCGAUGAUGGAAAGCGUGCUCGCACCGAGGCUUUGUCGUUCCUGCCCGAGACGUUGGUCGCAGCGCCGUCAGAACUGCUCAUGCUGACCGCGCGCGCCUUUGCGAUGGAAGCGGCUCAGCAUGGUGGGAGUUUGCCCCCGUGGUUCGUGCUGCGAGCCUCCCUUGAGGAUUGGUGGAAAGGCUACAGACAGCUCUUCCCCACCCGCAAGGACAUGGCCUUCGUGGUCGUCGCCCUUCUCCAUCCAGAUACACGCGAGCCCUUGUGCAGCGUUCUGCGCGGCCUCCCCUUCGGCCUGGGGUCAGCGGUGAACCAAUUUAAUCGUGUUCCGCUGCUCCUCGCAGCCGCUGCCAGACGCUUGCUGUGCAUCAUGGGGGGCCAUUACGUUGAGGGCAACUUCAUUCUUGAG
Prorocentrum cordatum is the source of this 1652-nucleotide messenger RNA. NCBI's taxonomy places the organism in Eukaryota, Dinophyceae, Prorocentrales, Prorocentraceae. The record is from the annotation of a GenBank genome assembly.